GUGGCGGCGCAUGUGUGCGGGGCUCGGGCUGCCGGGGUCUCCUCAGGGAGGCCGGCGUCUGCGAGCCGGCGGCGGGGGAGGCGAAGGGCCGCCGGGGCCAGUCCGGCUGCGCUCCGCCACCGCGCCGGGCAUCAUGGCAUCGCUGGCCGACAAGGUGCGGGACCACGGGCGCAUCGCCGUCGGGCUCCUGUUCAACUUGCUGGUGUCCAUCUGCAUCGUGUUUCUGAACAAAUGGAUCUAUGUGCACCACGGCUUCCCCAACAUGAGCUUGACGCUGGUGCACUUCGUGGUCACCUGGCUGGGCUUGUAUGUCUGCCAGAAGCUGGACAUCUUCGCCCCCAAGAGUCUGCCGCCCUCCAAGCUGCUGCUCCUGGCCCUCAGCUUCUGCGGCUUCGUGGUCUUCACCAACCUCUCGCUGCAGACCAACACCAUAGGCACCUACCAGCUGGCCAAGGCCAUGACCACGCCGGUGAUCAUAGCCAUCCAGACCUUCUGGUACGGGAAGAGCUUCUCCACGCGAAUACAGCUCACGCUGAUUCCUAUAACUCUAGGCGUAAUCCUAAAUUCUUAUUACGAUGUGAAGUUUAAUUUCCUUGGAAUGGUGUUUGCUGCUCUCGGUGUUUUAGUAACAUCUCUUUAUCAAGUGUGGGUCGGAGCCAAGCAGCAUGAAUUGCAAGUCAACUCCAUGCAGCUGCUGUACUACCAGGCCCCCAUGUCCUCUGCCAUGCUGCUGGUGGCCGUGCCCUUCUUUGAGCCAGUGCUGGGAGAAGGGGGGAUGUUUGGCCCAUGGUCAGUUUCUGCUUUGCUUAUGGUGCUGCUGUCUGGAGUGAUCGCUUUCAUGGUGAACUUGUCAAUUUAUUGGAUCAUUGGGAACACAUCACCAGUCACCUAUAACAUGUUUGGACACUUCAAGUUCUGCAUUACUUUAUUCGGAGGAUGCGUUCUGUUUAAGGAUCCAUUGUCCAUUAACCAGGGUCUGGGCAUUUUAUGUACGUUAUGUGGCAUUCUUGCCUACACUCACUUCAAACUCAGUGAACAGGAAGGAAGUAAGAAUAAACUGGCUCAACGUCCUUGAGUGUUGGGGGACAAUGAAAGCUUCCCCAAGAGGAUUCAAGAUGUUCAGUGUGCAAGUU
This is a messenger RNA of Ochotona curzoniae (black-lipped pika), 1133 nucleotides long. RefSeq names its product solute carrier family 35 member E3 (gene SLC35E3). NCBI's taxonomy places the organism in Eukaryota, Metazoa, Chordata, Mammalia, Lagomorpha, Ochotonidae. The transcript has 5 exons. Bases 11 to 1075 code for a protein of 354 amino acids. Gene Ontology annotation, molecular function: antiporter activity; nucleotide-sugar transmembrane transporter activity. Gene Ontology annotation, cellular component: Golgi apparatus. The record is from RefSeq and is a predicted model, not a curated record.